Molecule: messenger RNA, 993 nt
Organism: Argiope bruennichi
Lineage: Eukaryota; Metazoa; Arthropoda; Arachnida; Araneae; Araneidae
Exons: 4
Coding region: 1-993 (330 amino acids)
Biological process (GO): DNA integration
Molecular function (GO): nucleic acid binding
Source: RefSeq, a predicted model, not a curated record
AUGGACGAUCCGAAAAGAUAUAAGGAACACAUAACGCAAAUUAAAGUAGCAAGAGGCAAGGUUAAGGCCUCCUUAACUAGAUUAGAACAUUCUGCAGAUGAAUUGGAAUCAAGAAAUGAGGUAGUGAUUCGUUUGCAGAGAUUUAGAAGUAAUAUGUCAAAACAAAAAAUGGGAGAUCUUCCUGAGGGACGAGUGACUCUCAACAGACCAUUUUUUGUCUGUGGUAUUGAUUAUGCAGGUCCAAUUUCUAUAUUGAAACACCGAGGCAGAGGAGCCAAAACAACGAAAGGUUAUAUGGUUGUAUUUGUAUGCUUUGCUACGAAGGCUUUACAUUUAGAAUUGGUUACGGAUUACACGUCCGAUUCCUUUAUUGCUGCAUUGAAACGUUUUUGCUCAAGAAGGAGCACACCUAAACAUAUUCAUUCGGACAAUGGGACUAAUUUUUUAGGAGCUAAAAGGAAGUUCAAAGAUUUAUACAACCAUUUAUCUAAAAUUAAUCUAGAUCAAAAUGUUUCGUAUUUUCUUUCUCAACAGGAAAUUGAAUGGCAUACUAUCCCUCCUUUGAGUCCGCAUUUUGGUGGACUCUGGGAAGCUGGUGUAAAAUCGGUAAAAUUUCACUUAAAGCGAGUUUUAGGAAAUUCAAACUUAACUUUUGAAGAACUUUAUACUUUAUUAACUCAAAUAGAGGCGAUAUUAAACUCAAGACCCCUAGUUGGUGCAGAUAAUGAUGAUGUAGAUAACUUAAAUGUUCUAACACCAUCUCAUUUUAUAAUUGGAGAUUUAAAUCGACUAGCGUCUCAAUCGCAACGUAAUCCCUAUGGAAUGGGCGAAUCCAUCAUGAACCGUACUUUUCACAGUUCAGAACCAGGGUCACCAAUGAGGAAGAUUGAUGAGGACGAGGAGCAAACUCGUGACGUUGGGGUUUGCAGCCGAGUAACAAGACCACUAAACAAAAGUGUUCAAUCUUUCCAGAGGCUGUUAUCUGGCUUAUAA